AUGUCAGGAACUUCCAGUAGAAAUUUUUUGCAUUUAAAAUAAUUAGUCAAAUCACAAAAGUUCCAAAAAUUCGAUUUUGGAAAUAAAGAAAAAAAUAUAGAAAUUUAUGGAAAUGAAACACCUUAAGAAUAUCAAAUUUAAAAUAUUGAAGAGAAUGUACAUUUAUUCUAUGGAGAAUAUGAUAUGCUAACUGUUUAACCUGAUAUUAAUUGGUUAUAUGAAAAACUUAAAGAAAGGAAAGGUAGAAAAGUUACUUGGAAUUUUUUAAAAAAUAAAGGACAUGCAAGCUUUGUUUUUGAUGUAGAUUGUGAAUUUAUGGAUUAGAUUUAUUAAAUUUUAAAUGAAUGA
Messenger RNA from Ichthyophthirius multifiliis, 348 nucleotides. RefSeq lists its product as hypothetical. The record is from RefSeq and is a predicted model, not a curated record. Lineage: Eukaryota; Ciliophora; Oligohymenophorea; Hymenostomatida. The transcript has a single exon.